This is a messenger RNA of Bactrocera latifrons, 7183 nucleotides long. RefSeq names its product ankycorbin. Lineage: Eukaryota; Metazoa; Arthropoda; Insecta; Diptera; Tephritidae. Gene Ontology annotation, molecular function: protein binding. Gene Ontology annotation, biological process: protein localization to ciliary inversin compartment. Gene Ontology annotation, cellular component: ciliary inversin compartment. The record is from RefSeq and is a predicted model, not a curated record.
AUGAUAAUGGAACGCGCGCAGGCACAACAACACAUGGUGUCGGUUUCAGGUGAUGCGCCCAAAAAACCGCCGCGCUUAAAAGCCAGCAACGGCGACAGGCGCGUGCGGAGUGACGCAAGCGUUGAAGAACACAGCAUCGCGGCGCAGAGUCUGGACAAGUCGGGUAAUGGUAAAUCGAAGAAGCGCCUACAAUUCCAAAGUCCGCUAUUGACGAUGUCAACUACUACACCGCACCACCCAGCAACUGCAACGGUGACACGGUCAACACGUGACAUUGCCAGCGAAACCGUUAAAGAAGACUACAGGCAACGCGGUAUGCAUGCCAAACAGCGCGCCAGCAACAGAAAGAAAGAAAGAACAGCAACGCCAAUUGUUAGUGAUAGUGUGGCAGCUUMUACUGCAACGCCUAUAUUUCCUGCGAGACCGACUUCGACACCGACACCGCCGGCUAUAAAAAACGUCUACACGUUGACAGCGCGCAAAGCGACAGCUGCUGCAGCGAAAACACCAGCAUCAGCGCCAGCAACAAUAACAACAACGGCGACAGCUGUAUACAACAUCAAGGUUGGCGGCGAGGGCGUUGACGAAGGCGGCGCGCAAAUCCGCUUGGCGCGCGGCUGCACAAGCCUUAUGUAUGCAUGUCAACAUGGCGACAUUGCCGAAGUUUUGGCACAGCUGCGUUCGCGGUCGUUGGCUUUUAUUAUUGUUCGCCAACAAAAGCUUUUGUUUUUCUGGAAUUGGUGUUGCUUGCGCAACAUUGCGGCGAAAGAGCCGGAACGCAUACGUCAACGUGACAGUCGCAACAAAAACGCACUACACUAUUGUGCCGCGCAGAACGCAGAGACACGUGAACUCGUGGCGGCUGCCAGCAUCGCCGUCGCAGCUCCAGAGUUGCUGGAGUCUGCCGACGAGGAUGGCUUUACGCCGCUUCACUUGGCUGUUAUUCAGGGCAACUUGGCGAUGGUCAAUUUGCUGCUGGCGAAUAAAGCCGACGUGAAUGCGGUCGAUAACGAGGGCCACUCUGUGGUGCAUUGGGCGACGGUUUGCGGUGAAGUGGAGGCUUUGCGUUCGGUGCUGGCGGCUGGUGCGAAUAUUGCGAUUCCCGAUUUGAACGGUGGCACGCCACUACAUUACGCGGCGCAGAUGUGUGGCGCCAUUGUUGACAACAAAGUGGGUCAAGCUAAUGCCACUAAGCUGGCGUUGGAGAUACUCGGCAUUCUGCUUUCACACCCGCAUUCCAGUGUUGACGUACAGGACAAAGACGGUCGUCAGCCGCUGUUGUGGGCCGCUUCGGCGGGUUCCGCGAAAGCUGUCAUUGCUCUGGUGAAGGCUGGAGCACGUGUGGAAAGCGCAGAUAAAGAUGGCUUGACGGCGCUACAUUGUGCGGCCUCACGUGGGCACACUGAAUGUCUUGACACACUGAUAAGCCUUUGUGGCGCGCCAACGGACCUGAUUGAUUCGAACGGCUGCACGGCCCUGCAUUACGCUGUUACGCUGGGACAUGCCGAUGCCACCGCACGUCUGCUCGAUUUAGAUGCCGAUCCGAAUCGGCAAGACCGCAAGGGACGCACACCGGCRCACUGUGGCUGUGCAAAGGGCCAAUUCGAAACGGUUAAACUGCUGAAGGAACGUGGCGCAAAUUUGUGGUUGCGCAAUGCUAAAGGCGACUUACCGGUGCAUGAGGCGAGCUCAUCGGGCAGACGUGAGCUUGUCGAGUGGUUGUUGGAACAGCGACCCAAGCACACUAAUACCACAAGCAAUGACGGACGCAGUCUCCUACAUAUUGCCGCGAAUAAUGAUUACACCGAUGUGUGUAAAAUACUGCUGGACUAUGGCGGUGAUAUCAAUGCCAUAUAUCGCAGUAGCAAGGGGAUGGUUUUCACACCCCUCGACUGCGCCUUACAAAAGGGACAUCGCGCAACUGCCAAGUUUCUGCAGUCGCAUGGCGGUUUGCCAGCCAGUAAGCUGCGCUUGGCAGCACGACGGGCGAAUCCAUUUAACGAGGUCAGCAGCGAUAUGGUGCGUCCGUUGCGAUAUGUGGAGAAGGAGGAGCUCCACGAUUUACAAAACUCCAAAAAAUAUGUUGUCUACCUGAAACACUCAGACUCGGAUGGUGCUGGUGGAGAGGGCGACAGCAACUGCAGCUGCCACGAGCAAACCUAUCGCAGAGAACAAAAGUUUGCCCACACCUGUCGACGUCAUCAACACACUCGACGGCGGCAAAGUCGACGACGCACCAGCAGUUGUGGUGACCCGAAAGAUUGCCACCAUCAUGACGACGGGGAAGUUGAUAUUUGUCGAUCUAAAAGUAAUAUUGAGAUAAGGCGUAGAAAGUCACGUGAGCGUUACGCUAGCUCAAGCGAAUGGGAGGAUAGAGCCGACGAAGACAAUGAAGAGGACGAAGAUUCUUGUGAGAAUUGUUGCUAUCACAAGCGGCAGAAACAACGUGUUAUACGAAGGAAAUCCAUAUCAACACGACGUUCGAAAGAGCGCGAUGGGCGAGAACGUGGCAGUGAAAAAGAGUCUUCACCGGAGAAAACUAAAGUAAGAGAGAUUGAAGUAGUACGAGAAUGCGAGGAAAAAGCGCCAGACGUGAAGGCGGAUUCAGCAACACAGCCAAGUGAAGGUAAAGAAGAAGCUAAAGAAAAAGAUAGUCGUCCACAAUCGGCUACAGUACGUUUGUCAGCAAAUACGGCGGGUAUCACAGCAAAGGAAGCAACAUUUAUUAAGUCCACGCAGCAAACUGAAACACAAUCGAUGGAGUUGACGGAUGAAGAUGGAAAACCAGGAGCUGAGUUAGUAACUACACAAGUAGAUGUGCAUCUAGGAGCAGAUUCGACUUCUAUGACGCAGCCGCAGACAGAGCAUAUAGAAAUGGAUGAAGAGGUUAAUAAUGAGUCGGAAGAUAUGACCAAGUUGGCCGAUGAAAUGAAGAAAGAAGUCGAUCAGGUAAUGAAAAUAGCUGCUCUGGCGCUUGAAAGCGACGCGCAGAAGGGUGAAAAUGGUAAAGAGAUGGAAGAGCAGAAUGGAAAGCCGGCCGWUGUGGAGGAUAAAGAGUUAACAGAACAAGCGGCGGACACAGUGGAGACAAAUGWUGUAAAAAGUGAAGUAAAACCUACCGCACAACCUGAAGAAGCUACAAAAAUUGUACCUAAUCUAACAGAAACUCCAGCAACGCCAAUACCAACACCAUUGCCAAGUCCCAUACCAGCAGCAAUAGCUGAAGAACUUCCUACUUCAGCUGCUGCGCCCAACACGCCAACUCAAGCAGAUGAACCACCGUCCAAAGUCGAAGAAAUCAAAUCAUCAGAAACUGCAGAUGCACCCGAUGCUACUGCAACAGAAGCAGCGCCAGUUCAAACCAAUGACUCAGCCGAAGUGGCAGAAACUUCCAAAACCGAACCAGCUGCUGCAAUUACUUCCGAAGAAAAAUCCGCAGCAGAACCAACUACACUUCCGUCUAGCAAUACUUCCGUUAAGCAAUCACCACAAGUUGAAGCACAAAAACCGCCGCGUGAAUUAGAACCUCGACGUUCGUUCACCUUAUUGCCGUCUGAUUCAGCCGAAGAUGAGGGUGCCGAAGAAGUCGUGCGCAAAUCAAGCUUCCAAAUUUUGAAAAGUGAUGAUUCCGGCGGUGAAAGUGCCAGACACCAAGAAGAGCUCGAACUCAGUGACUCGCAGGUCUUCAAAAUUGUUUCGGAACCACAAAUGCGUUUAGGUAAGCCAUACCCAGAAACUGAAGCAAGCUCUAUGGACGACGAACAUAGAGAAGCUGCUGCCGACGAUUAUGAACAAGAUGAAGAUCACAUAGAUGAGGAUUACGAUAACGAGGAACUUAAGCAGAAUGCAGCAGGUGUGCUUAAUCGUCACGGCGUGGGAAACGCAGAGGGUACAUUGCCCAACAACGCCGUCCUCGGUGUCUACGAUUACUCGAACGGGCGUAAACGUCGUCUGAAGAAGCGUGUACGAAGCGGCCCAAAAACGCGUAGCAAUUGGAAAACCAAGACAGAUAUUACCGACGGAGAUGACGAGCAGACGGGAAGUUAUGCGCACGCUGCCCAAUCCAGCAAAGAUCACGAUUCCGGUUUCGAGCCAAGCCCUCGUGCUUCGAAGAGUAAAAUACCAACACCACGCAACAUAUACACGGCACAUGUGCCGCGACGUCACACCUACGCCACACUCGAUGGUCGUUCGCGCAGCGGUCGCGCGGAGGGCCGCAAGCCGGGCGAUCGCGGUGCCACUGAUAUGACAGCGGUUACGCGCUCCAUACAACGCAACAUCAGAAGGUAUUAUAUGGAGCGCAAGAUCUUCCAACACCUGCUGGAAUUGAAGUCCCUUCAAAUUCGCUCCACCAAACUGAACGAAGCCGUGCUGGUGAAGCGCGCCGUUGACGAUUACCACAAAUCAUGUGCUGCACUGGGCGGUGAGACGGGCACRCGCUUGCGGCGCUAUCCAUUCAGCGAGUACACAUUCAAGAAUUUCGAGUUGUUCCUCUACGAGACACUGAAGGCACUACAGAAGCCGGGCACCUAUAAUUUCCAGAACAUCAACGAGGUUUACGAGGAGGCGGAACGCCGUUUGAGUCCCGAUUACAACGCUUACGAGAAGGCGCUGCAGUGCACAACCAAGACCCACCGCUGCCUGCAUGCUGCCCACGCCUACACUGGCAUACCGUGCGCCGCUUACAUACCCAUGAUGAACCAUCACACAAUGCCGAAGUUCGGUUUUGGYGCGUACAAGAAGACCGGUGUGGGGAGUUUCUAUCUGCCGAAGAUACUGAGCAGCGGCGGUUGCGGCGGCACGGGUGGCAGUGGCGGUUGUGGUGGCGGCAAAGUUGCGYUGGAGCUAUCGCAUGGCAAGAGCAAACAACUUAUUUCAUUGCCCUCGGACAAGUUGGACAGUAAUAAACGGUACUACGUCACAUUCACCGUGAAGGAGUCGGUUGGCGGUGGUGGCGGUGCGGCGAUGGGCGCCACAACUGCGGCAGGUKGUGGUGGUGGCAGUGCAACGGAUGCCGCCGGUGUUGCAGCCGAUAAACAGGCAACUGGCGGAUGUUGCGGUGGCAACGAUGCAACCGGAAAGUAAAACAACACAAACAAUCAACCCAAAUGCUUGCUGUUCGCUGUCUACUCCUCUAGCCAUGCACUUCCCCAACAGCCGGACAAGUUAAUAACAAACGGAAAUCAAAUGCAAUAAUGUCGUGUGCACUACCGCCGCGCGCACGCCAUGCACGUUGGUGGCCAGCAAGCGGAGUGCGUUGUGUUGUAGCGAGUGUAGGAGAGAGAGAGCGACGAGAGGUUGUGUGUGUUGUGCUMCUGAAAGCGCUAAGCAGCGCUGCGUAAAAACUUUAGCUUUUGAUAGCUGCAUCAACGAAUAUAUGUAUACCAUAUAAAUAUAUGUAUUCAUAUGUAKGUAUAUGGAAAAACCGGGGGGAAGUUAGCGCGCAGCGCGGAUUUGUUGCUUCAUUGGUUGCAGUUCAACUUUUGCCAGUUUUGUGUUAAGCUCUCUUUGUUUUUUCGUUGCUUUUGAGGGUAGUUGUUGCUGUGCAGUAAAACAUUAAUACCGUAUACGCAGUUACAAUUUUCAUUAAUUUUGAGUUAAGUUGUUUUUACCCCUUUUUUUUAAGUGAUUAUCAACUAGAUUAAUCAAAUUUACAAUUUUUAUAGUAUUUAGUUAUUUAGUAAAUUGGUAUUAAGUCAGUUGACGGCCGAAAUGCGAGAGUACUGGUUUUGCCGAAGAUUUUGUUGUUGUCUACUAGUCAGAGAAGCAACAAGUCAUAACUUAAAUUUUAAUAUGCUAAAUAUUUUAUAUAUUUUUUUCAUGGGUUCAGGCUUGUUUUGGUCAAGUUAUAAAAACUUGGCGGAAAAUAUUGUUUUUUUUUAUAUUUUAAUUUUAAUAUUUCUUCAAUUUAUGACGUUCCUUCGAAUCGACAAAUAUUUCUCUUGCACACAUACCAAAAUCGCAAGUUCCAUUUAAAAUUUUCUUCUGUAUAUACGAGUUACGCCAGCAGAAACUACUGAGAAAUAUCCGUUUCGUAUUUCACUUCCAUAAAAUAAGCUUGCGUGUUUGCGAGUGCCGCGGCACUUUAGGGUCCAGUAUGAUUUUAUUGAGUUCUCUCUUGCUUAACUGCGCUUAAAAGUUGCAAAAUUCUUUUGGUAACUCAGUCACUUCAUUAAGAAGUUUUUGUAUUGCUCGAAGGACAAUGUUCUAAAUGUUUUAUUUACGCACUGAAAGUAAAGCGUCAGUGUGUUGUUGCAGGCGGAACUGGGUGGCAACCGAGCAAAAGUGUAUAAUUUUUGAAUUUUGUAAGACUGCUUUUCAGUUAUGUUACUUAAUGUUUUAGUCUUCUUGUAACCGUUAUGUGCUCAAUCAAUGAAUAGUGCUUUUUUUAACGCKUGAUGACUGAGAUCAUUUAAAGUAACAAAAAUAUAUUUUUCAAAAUUUCCCUGUGCAAUGCACAUGAAGUGUACUGAGCAGAGUGCACCCUGUCGUAUGAGCAACUUAUUGUAUAAAAUGUAAGUUGAUACCAAUCGAACUGUCUGUUGUCUUUCUACAAAAUCGUGUUAAUAUYGACAUCAUAUGCAGUACUCACGUACUCAAUUGAGUAGCCUCUUUUUUCGUCCUUACAUCCUUAUCGAACGGAAACUUCCAUUUUGGUAUUCGUAUCGUGGCUCGUAUCGUGCCCAAACUGUAGACCCUUGCACGUAAAUAUACCAACAAAGGUAACGAUAUAUAGAAAUUGUCGAUGUAGAGGAUGUGAUUAGCAAAAUCAGGUAUUGUUUGUGAUAGUGGUAUAACGUCAUUUACAGUACUUCCGAGAUCCGGCUGACUUGGUAAAAAGAUGUUAACGCCAGCGUCGUUAUAGACUUCGAAGCGAUACGCAAAUCCAAUGGACUCACACAAGACGAACAAUUUUAUUCCCCAAUUGUGGGCAUAYACUGCCGAAGAYGAUGUUUUAAUUUGGUGCUACACAUGUGUCAAGUGUCAAGCUUUGUGAUACGUGGCGGUAAGCGUGAGUUACCGCGGAAAGCCACUACAUUCACAUGAAGCGCAAAUUUUGAAUAAAAACCAAAAAUCUGAASCUGUAAAACUACGAGAAGAGAAAAUGCCUAAGGGACCAGUAAUUUCCAGGGUUGGUAAUGGAGAUCGUGGUUUUCUUUUUAAAUAUAUUGCUGUCAAUGAC